Molecule: messenger RNA, 1712 nt
Organism: Geodia barretti
Lineage: Eukaryota; Metazoa; Porifera; Demospongiae; Tetractinellida; Geodiidae
Source: the annotation of a GenBank genome assembly
CUCUGGUUUAUCGUGACAGGACUGCAGGACCACUGCUGCAAUCUGCUGGAUGUAACAACCACCCUCUUGUCGGAUCACAUGGGCGGCACAGAGGCAUACCGGAGGGAGAGGUUGGGUGAUGAAGUGGAGCGCGCGGCGACAAAUCGGGGCCGCGGUUCGCUGUCACUCGAACGCGUUCGGCACAGUUAUGCAACGUUUUGCGUGCCACACCAACUCACCAAAGGGUUCACGCAUUUGAAGCACCUGACACCUUCAAUCUCCAUAUAGUCCUUGAGCGUUAUAUAAGGAGCAGGUGAUCCAGUUCCAAUCACUGACCUGGAGUGGGAAGAGAGUGAGAGUCUUCCUCAGUGGGGAUUAUGAAUUCCUUUGCCGGAUGUAUGGUCUCUCUGGGGCUUCAGGUCGUCACUGCUGUCUCUGGUGUGAAAUAUCCAGUGACCAGCUAAGGACACCACUCCACCCCAGCUACGGACCUUGGACACCUUGAAGAGGGAUCACCAGCAGUUCCUACUGAGUGGUGGGAACAUAAAACAUGCCAAGAAAUUCAACAAUGUCAUACAGCCACACAUGUGGGAUACAAAUAGACCAGGUAUUAUAAUUAUGUACCACUUGACGAUGGAUCUAUUUUCAGAUAUGUUUACCUGCACUACACAUAAGCCUGGGAAUAUUCUAUCGCCUGUACACACUACUGGAACAGGCAGCUCACAGUUAGAUUUGCAAUGGCACAGGAGAGGAGCGGUGGAGAGCUGGGGCGGUGAAACGUUGGCGAGUAUAGGCAAAAAAUUGAGGAAAACUCCACCAACUCACCGAGGAGAGAGAUGCCACGUGCAGGCCAUAACAGCGCUAGAGGAGUUGGUACCAAGAAUGGCUUUAACAGCCACUUCCGAAGAUUCUGCGCGUGCACAGAUCAACUAUGUUGAACAGGGCAUUACUGAGUGCAGGAAGAAGGCACACGAACUGGACAGAGAGAUUGAUAAGGUCAAGAGUGACAUAGAGGAAGGCUUCAGGAUGGAGGAAGGUCCUUUCAUCAUAGGCCUCGACAGAGCUCUCAAAGGCUUCAAUGUCCAACAUGAAGCCUACUAUGGUGGGACAUUUGUAGGCAACCAUGUUCAUAGGUGUCUCAAGGCUGAAAACAUCAACACACUGUGUCAAUCUGUGGUGACAGUGGCAGAGGAGUGCCCACCCCUUUUGGAGUCGGCCACAGCUGUCUGUCGACAAUUCGUUGACACUUUUACUUUGUUUGCAGCAUGCCACAACAAGUACAGCAACAAGUACCUCUCAGAAGCAACGAUAUCAACUCUUGAAACAGACAUAAAGACCUUCCUUCAGCACUACAGACAGACAUACCCACAUGCAACUGUGACCCCCAAGCUUCAUCUCCUUGAGGACCACAUGGCACCCCUGGAUCAGGAAGUGGGGUGGAGUUGGAUUCGGGGUAAUGGGCGAGCAAGGGGCAGAGAGCAUCCAUUCCGAAUUCAAUAGGAUAGAGCAAAGGCACCGAACCCAGCGCCACGACCGCGUGGAGAGGCUACGACGGGUAGUUACAGAGCACCUUCUGAAAAGCCUACCCAGUCAUGUCGCCGCACAACCCCCUACAAAGCGCAGGAAGAUCGCCGAAGAGUGACAGCUACACAUACACAUUAGCUACGUUAUCAAACUUACAUGAAGAAUUGCGUAUCAUAAAAACCAAGAUCUUUUUUGCUCUGCCACGCAUA